Messenger RNA from Parastagonospora nodorum SN15, 846 nucleotides. RefSeq lists its product as hypothetical. Lineage: Eukaryota; Fungi; Ascomycota; Dothideomycetes; Pleosporales; Phaeosphaeriaceae. The transcript has 4 exons. The record is from RefSeq and is a predicted model, not a curated record. The coding region runs from base 1 to 846 and encodes 281 amino acids.
AUGCCACCGCAGAACAUUUACAACUUUGGACUGGCCCACAGUUACAUUACGAGUAUUCUGGGUUUCAAACUCAGUCUACUCUUCACCUAUCUUCGCUUCAUGACCAAGGGCGGUGCACGCAAUGCUACGAUUACAGUAAUAGUCGCAUGCAUAGCAUUUCACAUCUCUUUCCUCCUCGUACAGGUCAAUUUGUGCCAGCCAGUUGCGAAACAAUGGGAUCCUGCGAUCUUGACCGGCAAGUGCUUACCUGCUGUUCCUUUCUACACCAGUGUGGCAUCGCUCACAAUCUUGUUCGAUGUCGCAGUUACCCAGGCUAACUUCGCUAGAAUGAUCCUUCCAUUCCCAGUCCUAGUCAAGAGCCAAAUUCAGAAACGGAAGAAGUUUGCUCUACUAGGACUGCUAACCCUCGGUACCUUCAUCACGAUCAUACAAGUUAUACGAAUUCAGACCGUCAAGAACCUUGCCAACUAUCUCGAUUCGUCGAAGCUCAUCAUGUGGUCUACCGUCGAAAACAACUUAGGCAUCAUCGUUGCCUCAAUACCCACGCUGGCACCUCUCUUCAAAUACUAUGCGGAAAAGACCCAGAAGAGUUCCACGGCAAAGUCUGCUAGUCAGUCAAGGUCGCGAUCCUUAUACGCAUUGAAGUCGCUACGAAGCACAAGGCAGGAGUCACUCCCGCUCGGAAGCGGCGUGGAUCAUGUCACGCACAUAGGCCGAGGUGGCCGUUCCGACGGGGAAAGUGCAGAACUUAUUCUCGGUGACGUGGGAGCCAUAACAAAGAAGAUUGAAGUCACAAUAUCACGAUCACUGUCUCGAGGCAUGGAAGGAAAGGACGGGGCGCGUUGA